AUGGCUGAGCCAACCCCAGCACCUCCUCCCCAGCCAACAGUCAACGCGGUCCCGAAGGCGCCCUCUACGAACCCGGCCUUGCGCAUACUCGGCCUUCCCAACCUCCCAAAGAAGCUCCCAUCACGCAACUGGAUGAUCUUUUGGACAGUCUCGACUGCCAUUGCUGCCGCCAUCAUCUACGACAAGAGAGAAAAGAAGCGCAACAUUGCAAAAUGGCGCCAUGCUGUCGAGCAUCUGGCCAACGAGCCGCUCCCCUCUGGUAGUUUUGGUCUGGCUCAGCCGCGCAAGCUGACCAUCUACCUCUCCGCCCCCCCCGGCGAUAGCUUGCGUUCGGCUCAGGACCAUUACACCGAAUAUGUUAAGCCUAUUUUGGCUGCCAGCGGCCUUGACUGGGAAUUUGUGCAGGGUCGGCGCGAGGGCGAUAUCCGCGCCUAUGUCGCCGAACGCAUUCGCCGGGUGCGCCGUUCUCUCGAGGGCAAGGAGGAGCGUGACCCGACUAAGCCCCCAAGCAAGGAGGAGAUCGUGGAAGAGUUCCGCAAGUCGCGGGGUAUCAGGGACUACGAUGGAAUUCGUGGUGACAUUGUUAUUGGCAGGCACACUUGGAAAGAGUAUCUUCGCGGCUUGCACGAGGCCGACUACCCUUCCUCUCCCCUUCCGCCGCACAUCCCUCCGGCCUUCCACCCGACCGCUCCGAUCCGCGAGCCACAUCUCCUGGGCUUUUUGAAUACACCAAUCCGUCUGUACCGCUACUUCAACCGGCGCAAGCUUGCCGAUGACAUCGGCCGCGAGGUCGCUGCCGUCUGUCUUUGUACCUACCGCGAGUUCCGUCAGCUCCAGGCCAACCCCGACUCCACACCCUCCGACAAUGAGCCCUGGAACCAACCCGCCCAAUACGAACAGCAGGCCGAACUUGCCUGGGAAGAGAAGGACUGGGUCAAGUCUGUCUGGAAGGAGGCUGACCAGGUCGAUCCAGAGGUUCCUGAGAAAGUUCGGCCAAAGCCCAUCGUCAUGGACCCACGCAUUGCUAUACGCAUGCGCCGUUUCGCUUUGACUCCGGCCGAUGAGGAACGUGUCAGUCGGAUUAUUGUGCCUGAGGAAGAGGUCGAGGGUUGGAUCAAGGGCAAUCUGCGUGCCCUAUAUCGCUGGGGAUAUCAGAAGGCGUUCGUGAAGGAGAAGAGGACGCCGUUAGAGGAUAAGGAUGUGGAUUAA
Messenger RNA from Thermochaetoides thermophila DSM 1495, 1209 nucleotides. RefSeq lists its product as uncharacterized. The transcript is spliced from 3 exons. The record is from RefSeq and is a predicted model, not a curated record. Lineage: Eukaryota; Fungi; Ascomycota; Sordariomycetes; Sordariales; Chaetomiaceae. The coding region runs from base 1 to 1209 and encodes 402 amino acids. Gene Ontology annotation, cellular component: intracellular membrane-bounded organelle; membrane; cytoplasm. Gene Ontology annotation, biological process: sphingosine biosynthetic process.